Thunnus maccoyii (southern bluefin tuna) is the source of this 1045-nucleotide messenger RNA. It is a transcript of the gene ube2v1, whose product is annotated as ubiquitin-conjugating enzyme E2 variant 1. Gene Ontology annotation, biological process: protein K63-linked ubiquitination; DNA damage tolerance. The transcript has 4 exons. NCBI's taxonomy places the organism in Eukaryota, Metazoa, Chordata, Actinopteri, Scombriformes, Scombridae. Gene Ontology annotation, cellular component: nucleus. The coding region runs from base 83 to 523 and encodes 146 amino acids. The record is from RefSeq and is a predicted model, not a curated record.
ACGAAGCACGUCACAUGAAAUAAACUGGGUGUUUUGGCUUGCACGCGCAUUAUGUGCGCGCUUCCGUAAAGCAGUGACAAAGAUGGCGGCCGCCGCCGGAUCAGGCAUCGUGGUUCCCCGCAGCUUUCGGCUGCUGGAGGAACUGGAGGAAGGUCAGAAGGGAGGUGGAGAUGGUACAGUGAGCUGGGGCCUUGAAAACGAUGACGACAUGACGUUAACUCACUGGAAUGGCAUGAUUAUCGGCCCCGCCAAGACUGUCUAUGAAGGCAGGAUAUACAGUCUGAAAAUAGAAUGUGGAUCCAGAUACCCAGAGUAUCCCCCUCUGGUCCGCUUUGUGAACAAGAUCAACCUGAGCGGCGUACACAAUUCAAAUGGUGUGGUGGACAUAAAGGCGGUGACAUCACUGUGCAGGUGGAAAAACUCCUACAACAUCCGGACGGUGCUGCAGGAGCUCAGACAGCACAUGACGACAAAAGAGAACAACAGGCUUUCCCAGCCACCUGAAGGCCAGGUGUACAACUGAGGCUCCUGCUGCUACACACACACACACACACACACACACACACACACACACACACAUAUACACACAUAUACACACAUAUACACACAAACACACAUACAUAGCAUUCUUAAUGCUUUAACACUGACUCUACCACUUUCAAACUACACAACCAUUGUGUUAUCUCCAAGACUCGACUCGGAUCUUCCCAUUGGACAGAGAGAGGAAUGCACAGGUGAACCUGACUUCACCCAGUGCCCAGUCAUCCAUUAAAGUUCACGGUGCAGACCAAACAUUACAAAAUACUGUACAUCUUACUGAUGUUUUGUUUUUUUUAUUCUCUUUGUGUUCUACAUCCAGAUUGUAAAAUAACAAAUGACCUGAUUGAGUGUACCAAUUAUGUGUGUGUGCUGGACAGUUAGUCCCUGCUAUAUAUGGGUAUUGCGUUGAGGGAUUUGAACCAACUUGCUAUUUAGCAAAAGAAACUUCUGUAACCCCAACUGAAAUAUGGAUGUUAAAUGUUCGGCUCAUUCUGAGUUGUUUAAA